Carassius carassius (crucian carp) is the source of this 3201-nucleotide messenger RNA. Its product is annotated as membrane-associated phosphatidylinositol transfer protein 3-like. Gene Ontology annotation, biological process: phospholipid transport. The coding region runs from base 293 to 3139 and encodes 948 amino acids. Gene Ontology annotation, cellular component: cytoplasm. The record is from RefSeq and is a predicted model, not a curated record. NCBI's taxonomy places the organism in Eukaryota, Metazoa, Chordata, Actinopteri, Cypriniformes, Cyprinidae. The transcript is spliced from 19 exons. Gene Ontology annotation, molecular function: metal ion binding; phosphatidylinositol transfer activity; phosphatidylcholine binding.
GCUUCACUGCAGCUCGCGCAGAACCACUGGAGGCAGUCGAGCAUCACACCUCGAGCUCAACAGGAGGAGAGGAGGACAGCAGCAAAGUCUGCACACAUACAAACAGCUCCAAGUCCGCGCUUACUUCAACACAACGAUCUCUCAGCGUCCAUGGAUACUCCCACUUUUGCAUGACAUUUCCACGGAAGCUUCAAACAUGAAUCGCGCAUAGACUUGAAAUCGCUUCUCACGCGCGCAGACAAGGGGCAGAUAAAAGAGACGUGCGUACUGUCCAAACUAACUGCAAAGACGCAUGAUGGAUAAAGAGAUCAGAGGGAAAGCGACCCUACGCAAGCACAGUGCUUCUCACUGGCGUAUGCAGAAGAUCGCCCAGGAAUCUGUUGACAGCUCAGAUGAUGAGUUUUUUGAUGCCCGAGAGGUGCUGGAGGGGAAGACGGCCAUGCUUUUGGGCAUGAGUCAGUGGAACUCUAAUGAUCUUGUUGAACAGAUAGAAACCCUGGGCCACAUCGACCAGACGCAGGAGAGUCUUUACCAUGUAAGGAGGUCAAAAUGUGUCCCUCAGACUAGCAUCGAUGGUCUAGAGGAAGCUGAGAACAAAUGUCAAACACAUGUGCUGGUGUUGGUGGUUCAUGGGGGAAACAUACUGGACCUAGCGGGUGGAGAGGCAGGCUCGAAGACCGCAGAUGUAAACACACUGUCCUCAGUGCUGGAGAAAGUAUCUCAAGAUCAUUUCCAAGCUGCAGCUCAGCAUGUCGUCAUCAAGUUGGUGCCGUGCCCAGCCGUAUGCGCAGAGGCCUUCUGCCUUGUAUCAAAUCUGAACCCUUACAGCUACGACGAGAGUUGCGUAUCCAGCAGCGUAGACCAUUUACCUCUGGCCGCUUUACCACUGCUCGCUAUUGCUGCUCCACACUACCAAGAUGCUGUUGCAACUGUGAUCGCCCGGGCCAACCAGGUGUACCACAGCUUUCUGCAGUCUCCAGAGGGACAGGGAUUCACAGGCCAGGUGUGUUUGUUGGGUGACUGUGUGGGAGGUGUGCUGUGUUUCGACGCUCUCUGUUUCAGCAACAGCCCACGACACAGCAGCCCCAUCCACACCAGUCAACGUAACAGCACAGAGAGCCUAAAGGAUAACCCUGAGGUCAGUCCGAGUCUGAGCUCCAGCAAACGUCUUAGCAGGAGCAGCAUUGACUUAUCUGCCCCCAGUGAGACCCGCAACAGGAAAACUUCCCUCAGCCGCAAACAGAGCGACUCGUAUGAUGGAGACUCCUCUGGCAGCCAGCACCACCCGUUCCUCAGUCUGAUACAGGAUGGAACAGACCUGAGACCAAGCAGCAGCACCAGUCUAGUGUUGAAUCCAGGUCGCUUUGACUUUGAGGUGUCGGAUUGUUUUCUGCUGGGUUGUCCUCUUGGAUUGGUGCUAGCUAUGAGACGCACUGUGCUUCCAGCUGUCCAGGUGUCUCAGCUCCGGCCUGCAUGUUCACAGAUCUUCAACCUGUUUUACCCUUCUGACCCAUCGGCCUCUAGACUGGAGCCGUUGCUGCACUCUCAAUUCCACAAACUGCCUCCUUUCCCUGUGCCCCGCUACCAGCGUUAUCCUCUGGGAGACGGCCGUUCCACUCUUAUCGUUGAUGAAAUCCAUAGCUACUCGGAUGUGUUCCUGGCCGGUAGCACGGUUCCAGUGGGCGCUCCGCACUCCUCCUCUCCCCAGACAGAGCACAGUGCAGGUGGGCGGGUGGGCGUUGAGGUCCGCAGGUCCAGUUUGACCAGCAUGGACAGCCAGUUUUCGGGCUGCUGGGAGAGCAAGCUGAGCAGCACCAUCACCAACAUUUCCAGCAGCUGGUGGGGGUCUAAACGGUUGGAUUACACUCUGUACUGUCCAGACGUUCUGACAUCAUUCCCCACAGUGGCUCUUCCUCAUCUGUUUCACGCUUCUUACUGGGAAUCCACCGAUGUGGUCGCCUUCCUUCUACGACAGGUGAUGCACUGUGACUAUGUGAAAGCCCAAGAGAUGGACAACUCUGACUCUGCCCCCUUCUCACCUUCAAGUCCGAGGGAGAAGUGGCUACGCAGACGCACACAUGUCAAGCUUAGGAAUGUCACCGCCAACCACAGAGUCAAUGAUGUUAUCGCAACCGAGGACGGGCAUCAGACCCUGGUUGGUCGUUUCAUGUACGGUCCGCUGGAUAUGGUGACCCUGACUGGGGAAAAGGUCGAUGUGUACGUGAUGACCCAGCCACAGUCAGGUCGCUGGGAGCACUUCGACACCGAGGUGACCAACAGCAGUGGCAGAGUGACCUACACCAUCCCCAAAAGCAAAAAAAUGGCUGUGGGGGUCUACCCCAUCAAAAUGGUUGUCAAGGGUGACCAGACAAGCGCAGAGGCCUUCCUGACGGUCUUGCCUCGGGGGAUGGAGUGUGUUGUCUUUAGCAUUGAUGGUUCAUUUGCCGCUAGCGUCUCAAUUAUGGGCAGUGACCCUAAAGUACGGCCCGGAGCUGUGGAUGUAGUCAGACACUGGCAGGACCUGGGCUACCUGAUCAUUUACAUCACUGGCCGUCCAGACAUGCAGAAGCAGAGAGUUGUGUCCUGGCUGUCUCAACACAACUUCCCCCAGGGGAUGAUCUUUUUCUCAGAGGGGUUGGUGCACGACCCUCUUCGCCAGAAAACUAUCUUCCUCAGGAACUUGGUGCAAGAGUGUCACAUUAAAAUCAACUGUGCCUAUGGCUCCAUGAAGGACAUUUCCGUCUACAGCAUGCUGGGCCUCAACCCCAACCAGAUAUAUAUAGUGGGUCGGCCCUCCAAGAAGUACCAGAAUCAAUGCCAGUUCCUGAGUGAGGGCUAUGCAGUACAUCUCUCCUCCCUGCAGUUCAGUCACAGAGCCCGGCCCAAGAAGAGCUCUGUGCGGAUGGUUCUUCGAAAGGGUUCAUUUGGUCUGUCAGCCAAAACAGACUUCCUGUGUAAGCGGACACACCUUCGCCGCACCAUGUCAGUGCAACAGCCUGACCCACCCAUGACACCCAACCCUAAACCAGAGCGAGCUCAGAGCCAGCCCGAGUCCGACAAGGACCACGGGGGUGGAGGGGGUCUAGGACAUGCCAUGUGGGCACGGGGGUCCAUGCACCGUGGCGACACCACUCCCUGACCCAAGAGAAACAUAGGAGGGAUGGAAAAAGGACAGAUGGGAAUGAUCUCUCGGUGGACAAA